This is a messenger RNA of Passer montanus (Eurasian tree sparrow), 1047 nucleotides long. Its product is annotated as pinopsin. Gene Ontology annotation, molecular function: G protein-coupled receptor activity. Gene Ontology annotation, cellular component: photoreceptor outer segment; membrane. Bases 1 to 1047 code for a protein of 348 amino acids. Gene Ontology annotation, biological process: phototransduction; G protein-coupled receptor signaling pathway; visual perception. Lineage: Eukaryota; Metazoa; Chordata; Aves; Passeriformes; Passeridae. The record is from RefSeq and is a predicted model, not a curated record. The transcript has 5 exons.
AUGGACAGCACCCAGGAGCCCCCAAACAGCAGCACCCCGGGGCCCUUCGAUGGCCCCCAGUGGCCCCACCAGGCCCCCCGGGCCAUGUACCUGGCGGUGGCCAUGCUGAUGGGGCUGGUGGUGGCCUCGGCCUCGCUGCUCAAUGGCCUGGUCAUCGUGGUGUCCGUCAGGCACCGGCGGCUGCGCUCGCCCCUCAACUACAUCCUGGUGAACCUGGCCGUGGCCAACCUGCUGGUGACGCUCUGCGGCAGCUCCGUCAGCCUCUCCAACAACAUCAGCGGCUUCUUCGUGUUUGGGGAGCGCCUCUGCCAGUUGGAGGGCUUCAUGGUGUCCCUGACGGGCAUCGUGGGGCUGUGGUCCCUGGCCAUCCUGGCCUUGGAGAGGUACCUGGUGGUCUGCAGACCCCUGGGAGACUUUCGGUUCCAGCACCGGCACGCUGCCAGUGGCUGUGCCUUCACCUGGGGCUGGUCCCUGCUCUGGACAACCCCACCACUCCUGGGCUGGAGCAGCUACGUGCCUGAAGGCCUGAGAACCUCCUGCGGGCCCAACUGGUACACGGGCGGCAGCAACAACAGCAGCUACAUCCUGGCCUUGUUUGUCACCUGCUUUGUGGUGCCCCUCAGCCUGAUCCUCUUCUCCUACACCAACCUGCUGCUGACCCUGCGGGCGGCCGCGGCGCAGCAGCAGGAGUCGGACACGACGCAGCAGGCGGAGCGGGAGGUGACACGCAUGGUGGUGGCCAUGGUGGUGGCCUUCCUCACCUGCUGGCUGCCCUACACCACCUUUGCACUGGUGGUGGCCACCCACAAGGACAUUGUCAUCCAGCCAGCCCUGGCAUCCCUGCCCUCCUACUUCUCCAAGACGGCCACGGUUUACAACCCCAUCAUCUACGUCUUCAUGAACAAACAGUUCCAGAGCUGCCUGCUGGGAAUGCUGUGCUGUGGUUACCACCCCAGGGGCAUGGGGAAAACCUCUCCAGUUGCCCCCAGUCCCCAGGUCGCUGCAGAGGGGCUGAGGAACAAGGUGACACCAUCCCACCCCGUGUGA